AUGGCGCCUCCCCAGAUUUGCGUGAUUGGCUCCCUGAAUAUCGACUUUGUCACCUACACUCCACGUUGUCCCGAUGCCGGCGAGACCCUCACAGCCAACUCCCUCGCUAUCAGCGCCGGAGGGAAAGGUGCCAACCAGGCGGUCGCGUGCGGUCGCGCCUCUUUCGCUUCCAAAGACAACCAAGAUGCGUCGGUGUAUAUGAUUGGCGCGGUCGGAGCAGGUGAUCCCUACUACUCGGCCCUCCUUCGCCCAACAUUGGAGGGUUCUGGAGUCAGCACAACGGGAAUCCAGGAAAAGACGGACAGCCAAACGGGUUCUGCUACAAUCAUCGUGGAUGAAGGAGCUGGAGGAGAGAAUCGGAUUUUGUUCGUCCCCGGUGCUAACUACUCGGGAAUGGAUAAUGCAGAUGCAGUCCUCGCUACCACUCGGAACAUCCAUCUAGAACAAGGCGUUGUCGUGAUGCAGGGCGAGAUCCCGAGGUCGACCACCUUGGAGUUGAUGAAGCACUUUAACAGCGCUUCCUGCGCUUCUCACCUCGUCUUCAACCCUGCACCGGUCUUCACAGAAGGGAUUCCCCUGGCCGCUCUUGCCGGCACGAGUGUGCUGGCCAUGAAUGAGACUGAAGCUGUCCUCAUGACCCAGGCGGUCAAAGAGCAUCUCACCACUGCCCAGCAGGAGCAGGACUUGAAGCCCGAGGAACUUGCACCUCUAUUCCACAAACAUGCCCAGGUCCAGAUUGUUCUAAUAACUCUCGGAGCCAAGGGUGCCUAUUACUCAACGGCCACUGGCAAGCAGGGCUUUGCUCCUAGCGCCGCGGUGGAGAAGGUUGUAGACACCACUGCCGCCGGAGACACGUUUGUCGGUUACUUCGCUACUGCUUUUGCCAAGUUUGUUGCCACCGGUGCUCCACUGGCGGACUUCGAUGCCCAGAUCGAAGCGGCCGUUCGGAAGGCGAACGUGGCCGCCGCAGGGUGUGUGCAGAGGAAGGGUGCGAUGCAGAGCAUCCCGUUCGCUUAUGAGAUCUAG
Molecule: messenger RNA, 1026 nt
Organism: Aspergillus luchuensis
Lineage: Eukaryota; Fungi; Ascomycota; Eurotiomycetes; Eurotiales; Aspergillaceae
Product: ribokinase
Exons: 1
Coding region: 1-1026 (341 amino acids)
Biological process (GO): D-ribose metabolic process
Molecular function (GO): ribokinase activity
Source: RefSeq, a predicted model, not a curated record